AUGGCGGCCGGGCAGGGGGGCGGCGGCGGCAACAACGGCAGCGGCAGCGGGACGGCGGCCGGGAGCGGAGCGGCGGGGCUCGGCAUCCCCGCGCACCUGACUCUCUCCUUCUCGUCGGGGCCGCACUGGGGCGCGGCAGCUCUGCCGCAGUCGCACACGGUGCGCAGCCUGGAGCGGGCCCUGGAGGAGGCGGGCAGCUCGGGCAUCCUGUGCCUGAGCGGGAGGAAGCUGCGCGACUUCCCCGGCAGCGGCUGCGACCUGAGCGACACCACGCAAGCAGAUCUUUCAAAGAACAGAUUUACUGAAAUUCCUCCUGAUGUCUGGCUGUUUGCACCACUGGAAACUUUAAAUUUGUAUCACAACUGCAUCAAAUCCAUUCCAGAAUCUAUUAAAAACCUGCAAAUGCUUACCUACCUUAACAUUAGUCGAAAUCUUUUGUCAACAUUGCCAAAAUACCUGUUUGAUCUUCCACUGAAAGUUCUGGUUGUCAGUAAUAACAAGCUGGUCUCCAUUCCAGAAGAAAUUGGAAAGUUGAGAGAUCUAAUGGAGUUGGAUAUUAGCUGUAAUGAACUUCAAGUUCUUCCCCAGCAAAUAGGAAAAUUGCAGUCACUUAGAGAAUUGAACAUAAGAAGAAAUAAUCUCCAUAUGUUGCCAGAUGAAUUAGGAGACCUUCCCUUGGUAAAGCUGGAUUUUUCUUGUAAUAAAAUUACAGAAAUUCCCAUUUGUUACAGAAAGUUACGUCACUUACAAGUUAUAGUUUUGGAUAACAAUCCAAUGCAGAUUCCACCAGCACAGAUAUGUUUAAAGGGCAAAGUGCAUAUAUUUAAAUUCCUCAGUAUCCAGGCGUGCCUCAGAAUAGACAAAAAACCAGAUUCCUUGGAUCUGCCAUCAUUAGGCAAACGAAUCCCCUCCCAGCCCCUCACAGACAGCAUGGAAGACUUUUAUCCCAGUAAAAACCAUGGACCAGACUCUGGCAUUGGAAGUGAUAAUGGGGAUAAAAGGUUGUCCACUACAGAACCAUCUGAUGAUGAUACAAUCAGCCUUCACUCCCAGGUGUCAGAAUCAACAAGGGAACAGACAUUAAGGAAUGACAAUCAUGUAAUGGGGAGUAAACUGGAUCCACAGAAAGACCAAGAGGCGUUUGACUACAUUGAUCCCAACACAGAGGAGGGAGCUCUUCCUGAGCAGGGAGAGGCACAGAUUGGCACCCUGCUCUCCUAUGUCAAGGAACGGGGAAAACAUCCUGAGAAACCCCAGAAAAUAGAACAAAAUGAGGACUGGGGAGAUGAAAAAAGACUUCAGAAAGAACAGCUGCUGGCUGAAGAUGAUGAUGAGCUCAAAGAAGUGACUGACCUGAGAAAAAUAGCAGCUCAGUUGUUGCAGCAAGAACAAAAACACAGACGAAGGCCACUGAGCUAUAGAAGUUCAUUCAGUGAAAAGCUCUUCCAGAGGACCAGGGCUGCAGGACGUGCAUCAAGGCUUCUUAAUCAUUCAGUUUCAGUAAACACAAGGAACAGGCCCAAGCAGCCAAUGGAAUCUGAAAAAUGUGUUUCAACAAAUGAAGUGAAUUCCUCAGUGUCCCCAUACAGCUGGCAGCCACUGGAAAACCAGAAGGAUUUGGUGGAUGAGCAGCACUGGCCAGAAACACAGCCAGUUAUCUGGCAGAAUGAAGAAAGAAGGAGAAGUAAACAAAUUAGAAAAGAGUAUUUCAAGUAUAAGUCUUCCAGAAAGAGUUCAAGUGGAAAUGAAAAUGAUGAGCAAGACAGUGAUAAUACUAAUGUGUCCCCACAGUCUCCUGUGUCGUCUGAGGAUUAUGAAAGGACAGAUAGUAACACUCAUGGUCCAUUUGGUCUCAAACCAAGGUCAGCUUUCAGCCGUGCCUCACGCCAGGACUACGGUGCAGUGGAUCCUGGCUUUACUAUGAGGAGGAAAAUGGAACAUUUAAGGGAAGAGAGGGAACAAAUCAGGCAGCUUCGCAGUAAUCUUGAGUCCAGGUUGAAGGUGAUCCUGCCAGAUGACAUUGGAGCAGCCUUGAUGGAUGGGGUGGUUCUUUGCCAUUUAGCCAAUCACAUAAGGCCACGUUCUGUUGCCAGCAUUCACGUCCCAUCGCCAGCAGUGCCUAAACUCAGCAUGGCAAAGUGUCGAAGAAAUGUUGAAAACUUUCUUGAUGCUUGUAAAAAAUUGGGCGUUCCACAGGAGAGACUUUGCUUGCCUCAUCACAUUCUGGAGGAAAGGGGUCUGGUGAAGGUUGGCCUCACAGUCCAAGCUCUGCUUGAGUUGCCUGCAUUGAAAGUAUCUCAGCUUUCUGCCAUGUGACACAACUUGGUGGCAGUUAGACAGCUUCCAUUUAAAGCUCUGUUAUGGAUUGCUCUGAGGCACUGCAGCCUCCUACCCAGGAACACCCAAGCCAUCAAAAACUAAAACCUGUCCAGAUGCUGUAGAGAGCCUUACUUUGGAGCUGUGUGUGAAAACCUUGGAGUCAGUUCACAGUUAAAGGAACAUAACUGUUCUUUUUUUUUCUUUUGUAAUUGGAUGUACUAAGAGAAUGUGGUAGCAUCAGGUUCUCUUUCUAGUUAAGUUAAAAGCUGCCAUUUAACAUCUCAGUGUUAGAGUUAAAUGCUGGAUUUCUUUUUUUACAUUGAAAAUGUUGUUUGAAUUACUUUUGAAAGUACAAAGCACACCCCCUGUCACUUUAUUUUUUUGAGUCAAUCAUUUGAUUUUAAGAUAAGUCAAAAAUGUAGCGAUGGUAUGAUGGUAAAAUAUGAGCAACUGAUGACUUGUAAUCCCCUUUCACUCUCUGAAAGCUUAAUAUUUGCGUUCUAAUAUUUGUUUUUUGCACUCCUGAUUGUAACUUCGCACUUCUAACAUUGCCAGUAUUGAGUCUGAGUGUCUGGUGAUUACACAGAACAGGAUACAGUGAGAAAAGGACACAGUUUAUUGAGUUUUUCCAGUCUUCUAGGUUGGUGCCAAAUAUUUUUUUUCAGUUGUACUGUAGAUUGUUUACCUGUGAAGUGCCUGUGUAAUUGAUAACUCUUAAUAGUCUUAAACAUUUUUGAAGUUUCUUUGUUUAAAAUAGAUAAAAUGGAAAUUUUUUAAUAUUUUAAUAGUUUUUUUGUAAAAUCAGUAUGUGAAGAUUUAAGUAAUACUUCACAUUUUUGAUGUUGGGUGUUUUAAGUUUGUUGCACAAUUUAAUUGUUGUCUAAUAAUUAGAAAAUACUGUAAAUACUUUUUAUUUAUGCUAUUUAAUUUGAUAAUACCUAAUUACUUUUGUUUUAUUGUAUUGUUGGACAAAAACAAAGUUGUUCUUUCUUUGGGAGAAACAAAUACAUGUGAUGAAUAAGACAUGAGGACUAGUGAUUCAUACAGAGUAAUUUAGGACAUUUUGAUAAAACUGCCAAAAUCUCAGGUUUACGCUGUGAUGUUCAGGAUUUUGUGUAAUAUUGCUCCUGAUCUCACAUGACAUUUUUACAACAGGUAUAUCCAUAAUUUAGCUGGGAAGUAUCAGUGUUUAUCUUUUUAGCAGGGUUUAUUGUGUAAUUUCCAUGAGUGUGGUAUUAGCACACAGGUCAGUUUGUACAAAUGUCACUGUGCUGAGACAUUGGAUCCAUGGAUAAAUGUGAAAAUGAAACAUUUCCACCGUGGUGUUCUUUUGAGACUUCUGAGUUCAUGUAUCUGUUUGCUUCUGAACAAAUUCUUGGUGUGUUGAACCAUACACUGUUGAGUUCUCCAAACAAGUUACAAAUAAUUUCAUCAUUUUUGUAGUAGAUCUGUUUGUAUUAGUUU
This is a messenger RNA of Melozone crissalis (California towhee), 3783 nucleotides long. RefSeq names its product leucine rich repeats and calponin homology domain containing 2 (gene LRCH2). The record is from RefSeq and is a predicted model, not a curated record. Gene Ontology annotation, molecular function: protein binding. The coding region runs from base 1 to 2316 and encodes 771 amino acids. NCBI's taxonomy places the organism in Eukaryota, Metazoa, Chordata, Aves, Passeriformes, Passerellidae. The transcript has 22 exons.